Molecule: messenger RNA, 2931 nt
Organism: Cuscuta epithymum
Lineage: Eukaryota; Viridiplantae; Streptophyta; Magnoliopsida; Solanales; Convolvulaceae
Source: the annotation of a GenBank genome assembly
CAAAAUAAGCGAUUCCCCGCCAGAUCGAGAUUUUAGCGCUGCCUAUAUUUCAAUACUGCGCGGAAGAGUAUUCCUUCCCUAGUCUCUAUGAUCAUCGCCAACUUUACACGUAUUGAAGAUGAUAUAGCAGUUAGAUCACAUAGAUAUACAUCUAUGACUACAAUUAAAAAGAAGAAAGAGCGAGUCACGUUAAUCCUGCGAUUUUCUAGAAGCUUUAGGCUCCUCCACAUUUCACAUUCACAUGUCUAUUCGUCAUCUUUCCAGCCCUAUAUUGCUAUUUGCCCGGAAAGUUUCUGUGUUUAUUUUCUGUUUUUACAAAUUUCUGUUCGAUUUUAGGGUGAAAAUCGACCAGAUUCUCGGUUUCUUGCAUAAAGUAUUCUGCUUUAAGAAUCGCCUUUAACCCUUUCAUGCACUCCAUAAAACAUAGCCUUUAAAUCAUUGUGAUAUUGUCAUAUUGGACUGUGUGAUUGGGAGAGCUAUGAAGCUUUUAUCUUGAUCAGCCGAAAGAUUGGUUUUUGUGUCAUUUAGAUUUCCGUAGGGAUUGGAAUGGAUAUCCCGGAGACGUAGUGAACAGAAAGCGCUCUAAUGACAUCUGGAAAUCAGGAAAAGAUAUAAUACACAGAUUGGUUAGGGUGGUUUGGAUUUUCGGUGAGAAAGUUCAUUCAUUUCAUUGGAGAAAGGGGCAAAGAAAUGACUUUAGGGUUGUCUUCUUUGUUCUCCAAGACGGAAUUGCUCACGUCGGACCAUGGUUCGGUUGUGUCUAUGAACCUCUUCGUCGCGCUGCUUUGCGCAUGCAUUGUUCUUGGACAUCUACUAGAGGAGAACCGCUGGGUGAACGAGUCCAUUACUGCACUUAUACUUGGUUUAUGCACAGGAGUUGUUAUUUUACUCUUUAGCGGGGGAAAGAGUUCCCAUCUUUUUGUCUUUAGUGAAGAUCUUUUCUUCAUAUAUCUCCUUCCGCCAAUAAUAUUCAAUGCUGGGUUUCAGGUGAAGAAGAAGCAAUUUUUCGUGAACUUCAUGACUAUAAUGCUGUUUGGAGCUGUUGGUACACUGAUUUCAUGUGCUAUUAUAUCAGUUGGUGCUGUCGAGAUUUUCAAGAAAUUGAAAAUUGACUUUAUGGAUUUUGGAGAUUAUUUAGCAAUUGGUGCAAUAUUUGCUGCAACCGAUUCUGUUUGUACAUUGCAGGUGCUCAGUCAAGAUGAGACACCCCUACUUUACAGUCUUGUGUUUGGGGAGGGAGUUGUCAAUGAUGCUACAUCAGUGGUGCUUUUCAAUGCUAUUGAAAGUUUUGACAUGUCAAGUUUUGAUCCCAAGAUCGGGCUUCAUUUUCUUGGAAACUUCUUAUACUUAUUUCUCAUGAGCACUUCUCUGGGUGUGGCAACUGGACUGCUCAGUGCUUAUAUUAUCAAAAAGCUAUACUUUGGGAGGCACUCUACGGAUCGUGAGGUUGCCCUUAUGAUUCUCAUGGCUUACUUGUCCUAUAUUAUGGCUGAGUUAUUUUAUCUCAGUGGCAUACUUACAGUAUUCUUCUGUGGAAUUGUCAUGUCCCAUUAUACCUGGCACAAUGUGACUGAGAGUUCAAGGAUCACUACCAAGCAUUCCUUCGCAACUCUAUCAUUUGUCGCCGAGACAUUUAUCUUUCUCUAUGUUGGUAUGGAUGCCUUAGAUAUUGAGAAGUGGAAGUUUGUUAGUGAUAGCCCUGGACUCUCGGUUGCAGUUAGCUCAAUAUUGGUAGGACUUAUCCUAGUAGGCAGAGCUGCCUUUGUCUUUCCCCUAUCGUUUUUAUCCAACUUAGCAAAGAAAAAUACUUCUGACAAGAUAUCCUUCAGGCAGCAAAUAAUAAUUUGGUGGGCUGGUCUAAUGAGAGGUGCUGUCUCAAUAGCACUUGCGUAUAAUAAGUUUACAAGUAAAGGGCAUACACAAGUGCAAGAGAAUGCAAUAAUGAUUACCAGUACUGUUACUGUUGUUCUAUUCAGCACAAUGGUAAGGAGGGGGGAGGGGACUACCGUCUCCUGUACAGACUCUCUUCCUCCAGUGAUAAUUCAGCUAGAUCCAACACUAAUUUGAUUGGUGUUAUGAUGUGCAUAGGUAUUUGGCUUUAUGACAAAACCUCUUAUAAGUCUGUUGCUACCUUUACACAAGCAGUCAACUAGUGCUUUCUCAUCAAUGACAACAUCUGAAUCUGGUACUCCGAGGGACUUCACUGUUCCACUUCUUGACAACCAACACGAUUCAGAAAACAAUCUAAAUGACACCUCGGCGGAUGUUCCUCGACCUACCGCCUUACGCAUGCUUCUAAGCACACCGACUCAUACUGUGCAUCGCUAUUGGCGUAAGUUUGAUGAUUCGUUUAUGCGGCCUGUUUUUGGUGGCAGGGGAUUUGUUCCCUUUGUUCCAGGCUCACCAACUGAGGGGGGUGUCAGCCCUAGCUGAGGUACAAAUGUAAGAAGUUCAAAAAAAUGCAACACUAUAUGAAAAAGGGCAUCUUAUCAAGAAAGGGUAGUCAACUAGUCAAGCUCACAAUUUUAAGACGGCUGGCGAUUAGGAUUUGCAUCCCUAAGUUGUUAAUAUCUGGGUGAAAUUGUGAAUCUUCUUACUGUCAUAGUUGAGCCUGACUACCCUAUCUUAGGGUUGAUGUAAGUUAUAGGUCUCAAGAACUCAACCCCAGAGAAUGUUCUGGCAAAAGGUCGGUGAUUCUCAAUAAAUUGUGUAUAUAUGCUGGUGCAUUUGUAGGCAUCGUAUAUGACCUUUAUCUUCAACAUUAUCCCUCCAAAUUCCAAAGGAUGGGUUCUCCACAUUGAGGAAGCCAUGAGCACCCUGCAUGUCAUGAAGGGUUCUACUCCAAAAAAAAGGUCAAUUCGGGUUUGUUUAUAUUUAUCUAGUCCUUAAAUAUGUCCCUCGGUUGAUCUUUUCGGUCUCUUUUGUGCUCUU